Scheffersomyces amazonensis is the source of this 904-nucleotide messenger RNA. RefSeq lists its product as uncharacterized. The transcript has a single exon. The coding region runs from base 121 to 762 and encodes 213 amino acids. Lineage: Eukaryota; Fungi; Ascomycota; Pichiomycetes; Serinales; Debaryomycetaceae. The record is from RefSeq and is a predicted model, not a curated record.
UUUUUGUACUUUUUUGUACCUCGCUACACGACCUAGAAUUUACCAUCCCUUAGUUUAACUAAAUAACUCCAGAACUGAGAUGCAUAUUGAUAGAGUCAGAGAACCAUAUGAAUAAUUAAAAUGUCCAAAGCACUCUGUUGUUAUGCGUUUGAAACUUUGCUGAAUAAGCUCUUUAUGACUCCACCAUCAGCUAAAGUUUCCUUAUCUAAAUAUUUUCAAAUUCUUAAUGAAUCAGCAUCAUCUUUACCUACAUCUGCAGCACUUUUCAUAACCUGGAAUCAAUUUGGUAACUUAAGAGGUUGUAUCGGAACAUUUCAUUCCCAACCAAUUGAAUCUGGAGUGAAGCUGUACAGUGUCAUUGCUGCAUUACAAGAUCAUAGAUUCCCCCCUAUAGAAGCACGGGAAAUAAAUGAGACAAUGCUGGUUUCAGUAACUUUACUUGAUAAUUUUGUUCCAAUUGAUUCUGCAGAAGGCUGGGAAAUUGGUCUUCAUGGAUUAAAAGUGUCAUUUGAAUAUGAAGGACUACAUUAUUCAGGUACCUUUCUACCUUCUGUGGCAGAAGAAGAAAAGUGGGAUAAAGUAACUACAUUAUACUAUUUACUCAAGAAAUCUGAUUAUGGUAAUGUUAAGAUGGACAAUGUGUUACUGUUCUAUAGGAGAGGCAUAAAACAAGGUUGGUUGCAAUUAACAAGAUAUGAUGGGUUGAAGAGUUCUUUGGAUUAUGAUGAAUAUGCUGCAAUUCGUAGAAGUAUCUUUGAAUAGUAAACAAUUGAUGAAGACUCUUCACAUAUCUUUAUUUUUCAUUAUAUUGAAAUUUGGGUUUGUAACGAUUAUGACCUUUGUUACUCAGAAUUGUUUUGUUUAUAAAUUUACAUAGAUUAUAAUGUACAUGAGCUUGUCUAUU